Messenger RNA from Marchantia polymorpha subsp. ruderalis, 1189 nucleotides. NCBI's taxonomy places the organism in Eukaryota, Viridiplantae, Streptophyta, Marchantiopsida, Marchantiales, Marchantiaceae. The record is from the annotation of a GenBank genome assembly.
AAUUCAAGGAAAGCGCUCUGAAGGAGCUUCUGGACGACGAGCAACUCUCGCCGGAAAAUGUGUGCUUUCCAAGAACACAAAUGGGCGCACAGAACCAGCUCAUGGAGGACGAGGAAUUUGGUGGCCUGCACUGCACACGGGGAUCCUUUGACAGACGGUUGUCUGCGGAAGCAGUGGCAAUCGCAUAAUUGGGUUUGAUUACGCUCCUUUCGAUGUUCUCCGGUCGAGAUAUUGGAGAAGAGUAGAAGACAGACACGCGAAGAGAAGAGAAGGGAGGAGGAGGAGGAGGAGUGGAGACUGAUCGGCAUGGAGGAGGAUGAGCAAGGCGUGCGAUGGUGGGCGAUGGUGUUGUGGGCUUUGGCGGUGGGCUUGCUGGCACGUCUGGUCACCGUAUGGAUGUUGACAGGCUCUCCUCUGGUUCAUGCCGAAGGCACCGGUCAGCGCAAUUUGAAAACUCUCAUCGUGCUUGGUUCUGGUGGGCACACGGCAGAGAUUCUGCAUAUUGUUGAGAAGUUGAAUUUUGAGCAUUACUUUCCAAGAUGCUACAUUGCAGCUGUGACAGACAACCACAGUCUUGCGAAGGCUAAGAAGCUCGAAGAAGAGAAGGCUGGAGAAAAUGCAAAGCAUUGUAGCUACUAUAGAAUUUACAGGAGUCGGGAAGUGGGUCAAUCCUACAUAACAUCGAUCGGCACAACUCUGUUGGCGAUGGGCCAUGCAUUCUGGCUGGCAUUCAGCAUCAGGCCUGACAUUAUUAUAUGUAAUGGACCAGGAACGUGUUUACCGGUGUGCGUUGCCGGCUUUGUUCUGAAGGUUUUGGGCGUGAAAUGGGUAGUGAUGGUCUACGUGGAGAGUAUAGCGAGAGUGAAUAAGUUAUCUCUCACGGGGCAGCUCUUCUACAAACUACAUCUGAUGGACCAGUUUUUUGUCCAGUGGCCGAAGUUACAGCAGAAGUUUCCUCGUACGCAGUACGUAGGUCGAUUGAUGUAGUGCCCACUAGAUUCAUACUUAUUCAUCAAUAGCAUAGUCUUCCACGACUUUCUAUCGAAUUCUUCCAGAAAGAGAGGACCAGUAGAAUGACGUGAUACUCCGCUGUAACAUAAACUGCUAACUAAAGGUUUUGGGAGGGCCGAGACGCUUGAAUAUACUGUCAAACUCUCUCUUAGGCCGUCAUACAGCCGAUGAAGGUGUG